Molecule: messenger RNA, 3122 nt
Organism: Morone saxatilis (striped sea-bass)
Lineage: Eukaryota; Metazoa; Chordata; Actinopteri; Moronidae
Gene: gzf1
Product: GDNF-inducible zinc finger protein 1
Biological process (GO): regulation of transcription by RNA polymerase II
Cellular component (GO): nucleus
Molecular function (GO): DNA-binding transcription factor activity, RNA polymerase II-specific; RNA polymerase II cis-regulatory region sequence-specific DNA binding; protein binding
Source: RefSeq, a predicted model, not a curated record
GUCGGUAAGUAAAAAGACAAGUGCCGAUUUCUACAGGAAAUACCUUCCGCUGUACAGAGCAUUUAUGAAGGGCUGCCAUUUUACCGACCUUACGCAGCCCAGAUGAAUUAUGGGAGUCAAAGUAAUCCAGCUCACCUCUAAAUCCCACCAUGGAAACAUCCUGGCCUCUCUGCAUCAGCUUCAGCAGCAGGGGCGGCUCAGUGAUGUUACCGUGCAGGUAGACUACCAGGGAGACGUGCAGGAGUUCCUGGCCCACCAGGUGAUGCUCGCGGCCUCCAGUGGCUACUUCAAGAAGAUCCUUCUCUCUCAGGAUGCUGCCCGAGACAAGUUAUUACUCUCAAAUAUACCCUCCAAAGAUUUCUCCAAGUUUCUGGAAUUUGUGUACACCGGUAGGGUGGAGGUGGCCAGAGACAAGAUCGGUGAUGUUCAAGCAGCGGCACAGUUUUUGGACUGUGAGGAUCUGUCAGAGGUUUGCGGCGAGGCCAUGAGUGCUGGAAUCCUACAAAAACCUCCAAAUAAAACGCCUGCGCCAGAAGUCGUUCACGAAGAUGGCAUACAUGGUGCCAAGAGAGAAAACAAGACCAAAGGAAAGAAGCGGCCUAAGAGCUUACUCCUUAAGCGUAAGCUGAAGAACACAGGGACAAAUGAACAAAGGAAAGGAAAAAAGCUAAAACUGAGCUUGGCUGGCCGUAAAGUCCUUCAAAGGCGUUUGAAUACGGAAAGAGAGGAUUUGAACGAUGGAAACCAGGUCGCCAAUGAAGACACGGAGGAGUUAAAGGACAAGACUGAAGCCAAGGCUCAGCCAGAGAAUCAGCCAGAGAAUCAGCCAGAGAAAGGAGACGAGUCAUCGCUGAUAAUGCCGGUCUCUGAUGUGGAGGACGGGCAUAGUCAUGAUCCUGAAGACACCUUGACGUUAUCUCUGGAGGAGGAGGAGGAGGAGGAGGAGGAGGAAGAGGAAGAAGAGGGGGAAGAGGGACAGUCGAAGGAGAAAUUAAAAAGAACAUCCAAAGCCCAGUUCCAGUGUAACAAGUGCCAGCGGACCUUCCACUAUGAGAGAAGCUACUUGAAGCACAUCAGUACGUACCAUGGAGUGAAAGCAGAUGUCAUCUAUCGCUGUGAGACCUGCCUGCAAACCUUUGCUAACCGCAGCAACCUGAAGAUCCAUGAAAAGCACGUCCACAGCACUGAGAGGCUUUUUUCCUGUGACUCCUGCACAAAGACCUUCAAACGGAAGAAGGAUGUUGUCCGCCAUCAAAGACAGGUCCACGAGCGUAACAAUCUGCGACACGUCUGCCCUGAUUGCGGAAAGGCACUCAGCUCCAAAACUGCCCUGUUGUUGCAUGAGAGGACACACACAGGUGCCAAGCCUUUUGAGUGCACCGACUGUGGGGCCAGAUUUACCCAGAACUCUGCCCUCAAGAUGCACCGCAGGACUCACACAGGAGAGAAGCCAUUUGCAUGUGACGAGUGUGAUGCCCGGUUCACUCAGAAGCACAUGUUGGCUUAUCAUAAACGAUCACACACAGGAGAGAAGCCCUUCAUGUGUGAAGCCUGUGGGAAAAGCUUUGCAUCUAAAGAAUACCUGAGACACCACUCAAACAUCCACACUGGGUCCAGGCCAUACAAGUGCGAUCAGUGUGGUCGAGGCUUCGCUCAGAGGAAUUCCCUCCACCAGCAUUUAAAAAUACACACAGGUGAGCGUCCAUACAGCUGUAAAGACUGUGACAAGCAGUUCACCCAGCUCAAUGCACUCCAGAGGCACCAGCGCAUUCACACAGGGGAAAAACCCUACAUGUGUGGUCUUUGUAGACGCACCUUUACAGACAAAUCCACCCUUCGGAGGCACACUAUGAUCCAUGACCAGUGCUCCCUGAAAACCUCCUUGUGGUUCUGGGAGGGAAUGUGGAGGACAAGAACCAAACUCCCACAAAGAAAAGACAGAAAAUGGCCAGAGGGAGAAAAAGGGUACCCACCAAGAAAAAUGGUGUUAAUGGUGGCUGGUGCUGGUUACUGGUACUGGUACUGGCACCAGUGCUGCUGGCAGUCCUGGUAAAACCCACACUGACUCCAUUGUGGUGCCAGGUGAGCCAGUCACCCUCCCAUCUGAAUGGACCACUCAUGGGGCCAUUGCUCUGGUCAGCCACGGCGCCCUCGGCGGGAUCACUGUUAUCCACACUGAGGUGCCACCUGGUACCCAGCUCCAGCCCCUUGUGACCACUGACGCCACAGGGGCCAGUGUCAUUUCCUUAGACGGAUCAUCCAUCCCUGUCCCGUUCUCUAUACCAGUAUCCAUGUCUCUGUCCGUACCCACUCUCUCAGUUCCCGUUUCUGAUGUCUCUGAGAUCCCAACAGUCUCUACGUCAUCUGUCCUAGAAACUGCUGCUUCACAGACCAUUUUGGCUCCAGUUUCAGAGACUAAAGCUGCUUCUGAGACAGAUAUUGUGCAGCCUGAUAUUCAGACUGUGAUUGUUGGUGAUAUGGUUUGUAAAAACGAACAACAAGCUGCUGGACAGCAAAGGACAGCAGAUAACCCACCAGCUGAACACACAGAGCCCCCAGCUCAAGAUGCUGAGUAGCAAAUGCAUGCGAUAAAUCAGUUUAUCUGGGUUUAGGAAUAGAAUUUAAAAUCCCAUUUCAAUGUUAUUUUAUUCUGGCAUUAGCGGUGUGUGACUGUGUUCUCACCAUGUGGUGUUUCAUUAUUAUUAUGAUCCAGUGUUUCAUUAACAGACCUGGAUGUGAUGUUCAGUGUUUGUCGCACUCUUUUGAAAUGUCAAGGUAUUUGUUAAAAAUCUAAUCAACCUGCCUGUGCUUUAGUUACGUUUUAGAAAUACAGCUAGAGCACAAUUAAGACAUUGGGUAUAAUUAAUUAAUUAAAUAAUAGUGUACAUAUCUAAUAAUAUAUAUAGGGUUAACUGCGGCACAUAUCUUAUUGAAUACAAAUAUAAUGAAGGUGAUUGUUAAUUCAUGACAUAUAAUCAUCAAAAACAUCACAUGGGGUUUUUUACAUUUUACCACUCAAAUUAGACAUCUGUUCCCCAUACAUCAUUGCUGGAGUUACAACUUUUAUACUGUGUAGGAUGGUGUGGGAACCUUGGCAGCUGCAGAACAGCACCCCAGUGAAU